AUGUCGACAGAUCAAAAGACGGCCGGCCCCGAGGGCAACAAGCUCUUCACCCGCAACCACCUCUUCGACCUCACCGGCAAGGUCGCGCUCGUCACGGGCGGCGGCACGGGCAUCGGCCUGAUGGCCACGCAGGCGCUCGCCGCCAACGGCGCCAAGGUCUACAUCACGUCGCGCAACCAGGACAAGCUCGACAACACGGCCAAGACGUACGGCGGCGAGAACGUCGCCGGCGAGAUCAUCCCCAUCCAGGCCGACGUCACCAGCAAGGCCGACAUUGACAAGCUUUUCAAGGAGAUCUCGUCCAAGGAGGAUUGCCUCGACGUGCUCAUCAACAACGCCGGCGUGUCGAGUGGCGCCGUCGACGUCGAGAGUGACAGCGCCGAGGACAUGAAGGCCACGCUCUUCGACUCCGAGUCGUCCAACUUUGAGGACUGGACCGACACCUACCGCACCAACGUCGCGGCCGUCUUCUACGUCGCCGCGAGCUUCCUGCCGCUGCUGCAAAAGUCGACCGACACGCGCCCCGGCUGGUCCGGCACCGUCGUCAACAUCAGCAGCAUCAGCGGCAUGAUCAAGAAGUCGCAGCACCACUUCUCCUACAACGCCUCCAAGGCCGCCACCAUUCACGUCAACCGCAUGCUCGCCGAGGAGAUUGCCUCCAACGGCCUCAAGAUCCGCGUCAACAGCAUCGCCCCCGGCGUCUUCCCCAGCGAGAUGACCACCAAGGAGCCCGCCGACGGCCAGCAGAAGAGCGCCAUCCCCAAGGAGAAGUACGCCGACAAGGUCCCCGCCGGCCGCCCGGGCAAGGACGAGGACAUGGCUGCCACCGUGCUGUUUUUCGCGUGUAACCAGUACCUCAAUGGCCAGACGCUGGCUGUGGAUGGCGGGUACACCCUCGCCGCUGGGUUGUAA
Colletotrichum spaethianum is the source of this 912-nucleotide messenger RNA. Its product is annotated as rhamnolipids biosynthesis 3-oxoacyl-[acyl-carrier-protein] reductase. The transcript has a single exon. Gene Ontology annotation, molecular function: oxidoreductase activity. Bases 1 to 912 code for a protein of 303 amino acids. The record is from RefSeq and is a predicted model, not a curated record. NCBI's taxonomy places the organism in Eukaryota, Fungi, Ascomycota, Sordariomycetes, Glomerellales, Glomerellaceae.